UUGUUCCUGUGUCAAAAAGACAAGCUAGCUGAUAAUAGUCUACGGUAGCCGUCUGGGGCAGUUAGCUAUCGAGCAAACCAACUUUAUCAGGCGAAAUUGACAACACGUCGGACUUUAAAACUUUUAGACGGCACAUUUCAUCUGAGGACUACAUCGGAUAGCAGUUUCACAAAGGAAAGCUCUGGAGAAUAGCUAGAUAUCUUCACUAGUUACUCAGCAAGCCCAUCGUUAGCUUAGCCUGGUUUGGUAGCAACACCAGCAAACCGACCGACAUUACAGUGAGAAACUGGUUUUGACAACUUGUAGAUUCUUUAAACGUCUAAGUAUAUUUUGCAGUCUUGAUUGAUUGCAGCUUUUAGAUCGGUUGUCGGUGGUUUCCGUCGGUCUCGUUGUGGAUCACCGGAUCGGUCUCGUCGGCCGGUUGGGUAACGCUAGCAGCUAGCCAAGGUUUCUCAUUUGAGACAGAUUUGCUGGCUUUUAUAAAACCCCACACAGCUGGAAAUGAAUUCAAACGUGGAGAACUUGCCGCCUCAAGUGUUGAGACUCGUCUAUAAAGAGGUUUCUGCCUUGGCAGCGGACCCUCCGGAGGGGAUCAAAAUCUACCCCAGUGAAGAGGACAUCACAGAGCUGCACACUGCCAUUGAGGGCCCUGAAGGAACUCCAUAUGCGGGAGGGGUAUUCCGGAUGCGAUUGGUCCUUGGGAAGGAUUUUCCUGCUGCACCUCCCAGAGGCUAUUUCCUCACAAAGAUUUUCCAUCCUAAUGUUGGGCACAAGGGUGAGAUCUGUGUCAAUGUGCUGAAAAGAGACUGGAAGGCAGAGCUGGGCCUGAGACAUGUAUUGCUAACUAUCAAGUGCCUUCUGAUCCAUCCUAACCCAGAGUCGGCCUUGAACGAAGAAGCUGGGAGGUUACUUUUGGAGGACUAUAAGGAGUAUGCAUCCCGUGCUCGCCUUCUAACAGAGAUCCAUGCUAUGGGAGGCACAUCAGGGGCCCCUCAAGAGCCUGCUGAUGGACCCCAACCCAAAAAGCAUGCAGGAGACCCAAACAAACGUGUAGCCGGGGCUGGUUUGGUAACAAAUGGUGUUGCCACCAACAAUUUAAGUAACAGCAGCUCCAGUGGCAAUACUAAUAUAGUUGCAAAGAAGAAAACUGAUAAAAAACGAGCUCUGAGGCGGCUAUAAAAGAGAAUAAAUCUGUGCUUUUUGUGUACAUAAUAUAAAUAUUGAAGUGUGCAGACCACCUUUUCUCCUUCUUAAUUUGUCUUACCAUUUUUAGGAUAACACGUUCAUUUUGCCAUGCUCCUACCAGAUCACUCCUUUCCUUUUUGUUCCCUUGUCUCUUUCAACUUGCUCUCAGGACUUGAACUGUCUUUGUGACAAUUCUCUCUUUGUUUCGUGCACGAAAGGGGUUUUCAUCUGUGUAUCAGAAGUUUUACAAUUGUUUAGAGUAUGAAAACAGUAGUAAAAUUUUUGACAGUUCAUUUGUGGCCUCUAGAAUUAUCAUGACCAUAAGCAGGAUUUUUCUGUGUACUGUCAGCACAGAAUUUAUAAUAUAUUUAGAUUACAGGUUUGAUGGGACAGUUACUGUAAAGCUGUCCUGUUGUAGUUGGACUGAACACAUUAAGUUUUUAUUUUUUUCAAGGGUUUAAUGAAGAAUAGUACAUUGCACAGAAUAUGACCAUUGUGUGUUUGUGGUGAAAGAGAUGCAGGAUCAGGAAUAACAGAGGGGGAGUUAAAAUGUGGUCUGAACAUUAGUCAUAUGAAUAUUACGUUUGUUUGUUUAUUUAUAUAUAUAUAUAUAUAUAUAUAUAUAUAUAUAUAUAUAUAUAUAUAUAUAUAUAUAUAUAUAUAUAUAUAUAUAUAUAUAUAUAUAUAUACAUAUACACGUGUGGUAUUUUAAUUGUUUCCAAGUUUUUACUAAAUUUGUCUGUUCGUUUCUAUUUUAUAGUUCACUUUUCAAAAGGCUUUUUUCCAUUUUUAAGUUAAAGGCUAUGUUUCCCUGACAGUGAUGCUUGAGAUUGAGUCCUUAAAGCCUUUAGGCCAGUCAGGGUAGAGCAAUGGGGCUAAUAGUUAAUCAUGAAAUAUGAGCCAGAAGUGGUGUUCAGUCUCAUCUUUGAAAUGAAGUAGUUUGGUUAUACUUCUCAGUAAGAACAUUAAUCCCUUUUUAUAUGACCACACAGCUGCAAUUUUCUCUGGCUCUACUGGUCUCUCAAUCAAAAGGCUGUUGAGGAAUCUUCUCUGGUAGUCUGUUGUUGCCCGUUGUUACAUUUAUAUGGGGCCUUCAGUUCCCAAAGAUCCUCUCUAACAAAGUGAUCUGAACUUUGGACAAGAUGUGUUUGCAGAAACAGUUUACCCAUAUUUAAAUUUGUGGAUAAACAAUAGGGUAUUUUGUGGCCAUUAUUUAAGUUAUUUAAAUUAAUAAGAAAUAAAGGAAUUUUAGGGA
Messenger RNA from Cyprinus carpio (common carp), 2440 nucleotides. Its product is annotated as ubiquitin-conjugating enzyme E2 S. NCBI's taxonomy places the organism in Eukaryota, Metazoa, Chordata, Actinopteri, Cypriniformes, Cyprinidae. The record is from RefSeq and is a predicted model, not a curated record.